Anoplopoma fimbria (sablefish) is the source of this 1106-nucleotide messenger RNA. RefSeq names its product general transcription factor IIF subunit 2-like. NCBI's taxonomy places the organism in Eukaryota, Metazoa, Chordata, Actinopteri, Perciformes, Anoplopomatidae. Gene Ontology annotation, cellular component: transcription factor TFIIF complex. The transcript is spliced from 8 exons. Gene Ontology annotation, biological process: transcription by RNA polymerase II; transcription initiation at RNA polymerase II promoter. The coding region runs from base 81 to 845 and encodes 254 amino acids. The record is from RefSeq and is a predicted model, not a curated record.
UGACUAAGUGGAGAAGUUAAAACGCACCGUCAUAGUUCUUAUGCGUAAAGGAUCUUGAAACUUUGACAACAUUUAAACAAAUGGCGGAUAAAAAGGAGGUUAAUCUCACUGGAGUCAAACAGAGUAAAGGCGUUUGGCUCGUUAAGGUUCCCAAGUAUCUAUCUCUGCAGUGGAAUAAGGCACCAGAAAAGGGAGAAGUUGGAAAGAUUUUCAUCGGAAAGAAGCAAGGCAAAACAGAGGUACGUUUCAGCCUGAAUGAGGAGCUGACGACCAUGGGCGCUGUGGGGGAGAAAGAUGCAUCACUGCAGGUCCCAAGAGAUCAUCCCUUCACUAUGCACACAGUGGGUGGGCAGACCAUGGCCGUCUUCAGCCAGAGUGACGCAGAUGAAAUCAGUCUGGAGGGGAUGGUGGUGCACAGAGCUGAAUGCAGACCGGUCGUCAAUGACGACUACAUGAGGCUGAAGAAGCUGCAGCUUAAAGAGUCCACGAAGCCUCAGCGUUUGUCACAGCAGCUGGAGAGAGCCGUCACUACCAUCUUCAAGCCUGUGGCCAACCACGAUUUCAAUGUGGAGCACGAGAAGAAGAAGAAGUCAGAGGGGAAGAUGGUGAGAGCUGAGCGGCAGAUCGUGUUGGACAUGCUUUUCUCUGCCUUUGAGAAGCACCAGUAUUACAACAUUAAGGACCUGGUGGACAUCACCAAACAACCUGUUACCUACCUGAAGGAGAUCAUGAGGGAAAUCGGGACGUACAACAGCAAAGGGGCUCACAAGAGCACCUGGGAGCUGAAGCCGGAGUACCGACACUACCAGUCCGCUGAGGAAGAGGAGGAGAUGCAAACGGCCUGAAUCCAGCCAGCGUUUGUCUCACCACAUGGGGAACAACAACUCUCGGGUUUUUCAGUGACUCCCUGAAUACAGAUGUGAAAAAGGAAAUACUGUUUAGCAGGUAUGCAGGCAGUAUGUGAUGAUUUUGAGUUAACAUGGUCAUACGCAAGCACAGCACUUAAACAUGAAUAAACAUUUUGUUCACAGUGUUGGAUUUCUAUCAAGGUUUUGUCAGUUGAGGGAUGAAUAACUGAUGUCUGUCUGAAAGGGGAAGAUGGAAAU